Cooperia oncophora is the source of this 201-nucleotide messenger RNA. NCBI's taxonomy places the organism in Eukaryota, Metazoa, Nematoda, Chromadorea, Rhabditida, Trichostrongylidae. The record is from the annotation of a GenBank genome assembly.
AUGACUGCACAGCAGGUGGUCUUGCAAGUUACUGUGCAGCCAGUUUGCAGUCGAGAAGCCUAUAAGACUCCGAAUAUCGUUCAAACCUCAAAUGUAUCGGAGGCUCGAGGUCUGAUCGUCGAUAUGCUGGCCAACCGCGAUCUACCGCCCAACGUCUCCUCGUGUCUUCGUGCCGUCGCUUCGCUUUUGAAUCCACACACG